GUUACUUUUAAAACAAAAAUUUACCAUCCAAAUGUUAAUAAUAAUGGCGAAAUAUGUUUAGAUAUUCUAAAAGACCAAUGGUCACCUAGUUAUACUAUCAUUAAAGACGAGCCACUUAUGCCUGAGAUCGCUCAUGUAUAUAAAACUGACCGUGCACGUUAUGGUGCAACUGCUCGAGAAUGGACACAAAAACAUGCUACUUAA
Molecule: messenger RNA, 204 nt
Organism: Scutellospora calospora
Lineage: Eukaryota; Fungi; Glomeromycota; Glomeromycetes; Diversisporales; Gigasporaceae
Source: the annotation of a GenBank genome assembly